GCACCGUGGCUGAAAACUUGGAAAAAUGGAAAAAGUAGCAGGCGUAAAGACUUUAUCCGCGCAUCCGCUGGCAAGAUAAGGAACAACAGCGACGGAUCUGCGUGUUUUCUCCCCGCAGCGGGUUUUACGUUGACAAAAAUGUCGAAGGAGGAAAAAAUGCAGAUUUUCUCGCAAUUCCAUUGAAAGUAAAUUUACUCAUGGAGAAAGGAGCCAGUCGGGAGUCAUGAGCGCAGGUGCAAAGAAGCCUCCAUUAGCUCCCAAACCUAAACUCCCCACCGCCAUCAAACCUUCACCCCCGCCUAUCGCCCCCAAGCCCGGAGUUAUUUCUCAGUCUUCAGUGGUCUCCCAACCUUCCCCUUCAACCCUCAAGAGGGCAAAACCGGCUGUCGCCCCCAAACCAUGCAUCCCCAAAUCCGCCGCCUCCUCUCCCCCCGUUUCACCCCCGCCACCACCCAAGCCUGCUGAAGUGCUUAUCCCAUCUCAGGAGCAGCAGGGGGCUUUAGAUGAUGGCCUCAAUCUUCUCAACUCCAAAAACGGGAUAUUAUCAGAGGGUAACAGACGUGAUUCGGAUUACAUCAUUCCCACUUGCUCCUGUGAGCUCCGGGACUGCACCCAGUGUCAGCCUCUGGAAAAUGGGAACGCAUCUGAUGCUGGAGAGCAUUCACACAAAGAGCUGUUGCAGAAUGGGGUUCUUACAGAGGGGUUCAUGGGGUCGAAGCCACAGGAGGGAGGAGAAAAUCGAGGGGAGGGAAUACCUGCAGAUAAGGGUGAAGGUGGACGGAUUAGCAAAAAGCCCAGGGGUAAACCUCAGAGACAGAAACACCUUGAUAGGGCAUCGGUAAACAAGGAGCUGCAGAGGACUGAGGAGCAGGAGGCUAGUUUAAAAAAUCAGGAAAGUCCUCCUGCUGAGCCUGAUGUAUCUAAAGUACCAACAGAGGCCCAUAACAUAGACUUAAAGUCAGCCAGUGAUGUUGUAGGUGACAUCAUUGUUUUCUCAAGUGUCACUCUCCUUGACUCACCUGCAGAGCGCAUUGAAAGCAGCAAUCCUAUCAGCAAAGCAUCUCCUACUAGGUCACGCCCUGACCUGCAGGUACCUGCUGCUCCCAGUAAGCCUCUCCCUAUCCCUCAGCCUCGUAAACUUAAAAAGCCAGCCUUGGUGAGGCAGGAUGGUUUGGAGGGCAGUGCCCAGGAUCAGUUUGUGGAGGAGCAAAAACAAAGGACUGAGACGAAGGAAGCUGAGUGGAAGCUAGCUGGUCUGUCUCUCAGUUCAGAGAGCGAGGAGCUCAAACAGGACUCGUGUGGUGACCGUUUACCCCGAAAAGACUCAGGCUUAGAAGACGAUGAGGCCAGCGCGCCGGUCCCACCUCCUCGACAAACCUCUCUGUCACCUCAUCUCCACAGAGCAGUCCACAUGCGCCCCAGUCUUAACAAAAACAACUCCCACUCCUUAGACCUGCUCUCACACCCUGGCUCUGUGAGCCACAGUAAAGAGAGCGAUGAGCACCGGGUGGAGGAGGAUGAGGAGGACGGGUACGGCGACUUUGAGCGGUACCCGAUCAGUCACAGCCUCCCUAAACAGAUCAAAAUCACCUGUCACCUUCCUCUGGCUAACGACAGGAAAGCCCUCUCCGCUGAGGAGCAACAGUCGCCGAGGGCGCCGCCAAGAAAACCACAAAGACACAGCCUCCCUGCACCUCCUCCGCCCUCCAUCUGCCCUCCUGCACCUCCACAUGCUAACACCCCAAUGAGAGACCUGCCCGCCCCUCCUCAGGAGAAAACAAGCUGGCGCUUCUCCCGACCCUAUGUGACCUUUUUCAGCCGACAGAUGCCCACUAGGAGCAGCGUGCCACCAAAGAGCCGAGCCCCAGUGCUGGGGGGGAAGCAGAGGGCGCAGUCCUUCUCUGCAGCUGACCUGGCAACCCGGGCCAACUCUCCAAAGAGGAGCCUCUCUUUCCGGAAGCUGCUGGAACUCCGGCUGUCAGUGAAGAUGCUGCCAAAGCUGCUUGCCAAGGGAGGGCAGUCCCUGGACUGCACCAGUGUUGAGUCAAACCGGGGGAAGAGGAGCCUGGAGAGGCCCAAUAGCUGCAUAGGGGAGGCUGAUUUUUGUGGAGAAGGAGUAGAGGGAUCAGCGGAGUACGAGAACGUCCCACUGUAUGAGGAAAUCCCAGAGUACAUGAACCUGCCGUUUCACAGUGCCAGGCUGGGCUGGCCUCAUGACCCAGAUGCAGCCGAUGCAGACAUCUAUGAGGUGCAGGAUCCAUACCAUAGAUGUCAGGAACAUGAGUAUGAGAGCGGCUGCCUCAUCCAGGACGUCCACUCUGAGGAGGAGGAGAUCCACAGCUCAGAUGAAGAGGACAACAGCUCCACCUCCAGCAAGGAGCACCUGGACGAGGCAGACAGACAGCAAGAGGAUGAGGUGAAGAGGAAGAAGGUGGUGCACAUCGCCCAGGAGAUCAUGAGCUCAGAGAAAGUGUUUGUGGACGUCCUGAAGCUUCUUCACAUAGACUUUCGGGAUGCUGUUGCCAAGGCAACCCGUCAAAAUGGGAAGCCGGUGGUGGACGAGCGAAUCCUCUGUCAGAUCCUGUACUACCUGCCUCAGCUGUACCAGCUCAACAAAGACCUGCUGAGAGAGCUGGAGGACCGAGUGGCACACUGGAGCGACCACCAGAGACUGUCGGACAUUUUCGUGCAGAAGGGUCCUUACCUGAAGAUGUACUCCACCUACAUCCGCCAGUUUGACAACAACGUGGCUCUGUUGGACGAGCAGUGCAGGAAAAACCCCGCGUUUGCAGCCGUCGUCCGAGAGUUUGAGAUGAGCCCGAGAUGUGCCAGUCUGGCUCUGAAACACUACCUGCUGAAACCAGUGCAGAGGAUCCCUCAGUACCAGCUGCUGCUCACAGAUUAUCUGAAGAACCUUCCAGAGGACUCUGAAGAUUACAAAGACACACAAGCUGCCCUCAGCAUCGUGAAGGAAGUGGCCAACCACGCGAACGACAUCAUGAAACAAGGGGAUAACUUUCAGAAGCUGAUGCAGAUUCAGUACAGCCUCAACGGGCACCAUGAGAUCGUCCAGCCGGGCAGGGUGUUUCUGAAGGAGGGCACUCUGAUGAAGCUGUCCAGGAAAGUCAUGCAGCCACGGAUGUUUUUCCUGUUUAAUGACGCUCUCAUGUACACCACUCCAGUCCAGUCUGCCCAGUAUAAACUCAACAGUGUCCUCUCGCUGGCUGGGAUGAAGGUGAGUAAGCCCAGCCAGGAGGCCUAUCAGAACGAGCUGAACAUCGAAAGCGUCGAGCGCUCUUUCAUCCUGUCUGCAAGCUCAGCUACCGAGAGAGACGAGUGGCUGGAGGCCAUCGCCAAAGCCAUAGACGACUACACAAAGAAGAAAAUCACCUUCAUAUCGAGUCGAAGUCAGGAGGAGGCGGAGGGCGUUGUUGACAGCGGGGCCCCAUUAGGUUCAAAGGCUCCCAUCUGGAUCCCGGACCUGAGGGCCACCAUGUGCAUGAUCUGCACCUGCGAGUUCACCCUCACUUGGAGGAGGCACCACUGUCGCGCCUGUGGAAAGGUGGUGUGUCAGGCGUGCUCCACCAACAAAUACUACCUGGAGUACUUAAAGAAUCAACCAGCUCGCGUGUGUGAUCACUGCUUUGCAAAGCUGCAGGAGAACAGUGACCGCUGUGCUUCGACAUCAAUUUCUCCCAUCAAAUCUGGAGCUUUCUCCUUCACCAGAAAACAGAAGAAGAUUCCUGCUGCACUGAAAGAGGUGUCUGCCAACACAGAGAACUCCUCCAUGAGCGGCUAUCUAAACAGGUCAAAAGGCAACAAGAAGCAGUGGAAGAGGCUGUGGUUUGUCAUAAAGAAUAAAGUCCUGUACACCUACGCUGCCAGCGAGGAUGUGGCGGCGUUGGAGAGCCAACCUUUGCUGGGCUUCUUCCUGAGAGAGGAGAAGAACGGGCCAGCUCAGAAGCUGCAGUUUAAGCUGUAUCACAAAAACACACUGUUUUACAUCUUCAAAGCUGACGACAUCCCCACAGCGCAGAGAUGGAUCGAAGCCUUUCAGGAGGCGAUGAUUCUGGAACAGUAAUCCCCCUUUGUUGGCAGUGAAGUUAUGUCAGACCUGGAGCCAGUUGAUAGACAACUUACGACCCCUGAUUGAUCACAGGUCAGGGGUCAUCAGCUCAGGAAGGACUCCAGGUGGACUGUCUCCCUUAAACAGAUCGUCCCUUAAACUCUACAUGGAAACCAGAACCCUUUGCCCUCCAAGAACUGGAUCCUGUUUCUCUAAACCUAUUUUCAGCUUCUGAUGCUCAGCAGUGCAAAGAGCGAGUCGCAGCUGUGGGUUAAAGGUCAAGUCCAGAAGCAUGUUGCGUGGAAGUGAGACCAAACAGUUGACCGUGCUUUUUAAAGCCCUCGGGAAUCCUUGGAAGUCUGAAGUCUGGGAAUAAUUUUCAAAUGCUGUCAGGUGAAGGAAUACGUGAGAGACAGACUAUAUACUUCAUACUGGCUGCACACAAAUAACAAAAUACCAGUCAUGAGUGCAAAGUAUCACUAAUUUCUGUUGAGAGUUUAAUCAUGUAACAGGGUGGGCUUUUACUGUGAAAAUCAGGCUUUAACACGGAAACAGGAAGUGGACAUUCUGCUCUGUAGGUUCAUCUCUCUGGUUUAGAGAUUUUUAGAAACGCAUCACAAAACAUCCUGGAGACAACUGGAAGUGUCACAAAUAUUAUUGUAGAUAUUUUUAAAUACAACGUGCAUUUUUGCCUGUUGAGCCACAUUAGAAGUGGUGACAGAGUAAUACUGUACAUUAAAGAGCAAUGCUGACAUUUUUUAUUAAGCCAAGAGCUAAUAUUUAUAAAAUAGGAAGAUUUAUUGUUUAAAAAAGCGCAGGCUGCCUUUAACUUUGGGAGUCAGGGUUUGUUUGGAGGUAUUUUCCAUUCAAAGUCAAUUUAUUUUUAAUACAUGGGGCUUUUUUUUAUGAGCAAACACUGUGGGAAAUAAACAUGAACUAUAUAUUUCUAAGGAAAUACUUAUUUUGAAUUUAACAUUUUGCCUCUGCAGACUUUGUGUUUUCUGUAUCAUCCUGUUUGCGAUAGUAUGCAGUAAUGCAGAUUCAAAUUCUUUGCAGUGUAGGAUGACUUUAAGCAUCCAGGUUGCAUGUCUGCUCACUUUCCCACCAGGCAACUCGGCCUCUUUAUUUCCAUAAACAACAGUUUUUCCAUUUUUUAAAAAUUAACUUACCACGUUGCAGUUUUCUCAGUGUGUUGAACUCACAUUUAGAGAAACUCAAAAAUAUAAACUUUUUAUUUUUAUUUUAGUAAAGGAAUAAAACAGGUGAGAGUGUCAUCAGAGCUCUGAGCCGACUCUUGUUGCACAUCUUGUUUCAGAUUUGCUUUAUAAGGAUGAAUCUGCAGCAGGCUUGUGUGAAGCUGCACGUCAGGAGCUUGUACAAUAACAUUUGUAAACACCCACUCCAUCUGCUUUAGAGUCUCUUAUAAACAAUUCUAAACUG
This is a messenger RNA of Archocentrus centrarchus (flier cichlid), 5506 nucleotides long. RefSeq names its product FYVE, RhoGEF and PH domain containing 6 (gene fgd6). Gene Ontology annotation, molecular function: metal ion binding; guanyl-nucleotide exchange factor activity. The coding region runs from base 224 to 4081 and encodes 1285 amino acids. The record is from RefSeq and is a predicted model, not a curated record. NCBI's taxonomy places the organism in Eukaryota, Metazoa, Chordata, Actinopteri, Cichliformes, Cichlidae. Gene Ontology annotation, cellular component: cytoplasm. The transcript has 21 exons.